UCCACUGUGCAAGGUCUCCAAUAAUCUUGCCACUAGCCAGUUUCCUAGGAGGAAAAUUGUUGCCCUUUCCCUGCUUCACUCUAUCUCCAGGCACUGCUUCUUGUUUCCUUGGCUCCUUCUCUUUGUUAUCCACCUUUCCUUUCUUUUGUUAUCCCCUUUAGAGUUCAACUUAUAUACAUCGCGAUAUAAAAAUAAAAAAUUAUACCAUCAAGUCAUUUUUACUUGUUAUGGUAGAUAAUUAUCCUAUUUUCAAGAUUUAUAGUAGAUUUUGAGGAGGCUUAUCUGUAAUUAGUAUAAAAUAUUAUUUAUACUGAAAAUAUAUAUAACUUAAACUCUUGUUAUAAAAAGAUUUAGCAUGGAAGUUAAAGGGUUAAUUACCGUAUUGGGAUUCCCCCCGGAAGGAAAACUCAUUGUCUUCUCUAUCACCAAAUUCAAAAGUAUCUUUAUUUGCCUCUAUAAUCUCAAAGAGUCACAGACCCCUCGUUUAUUAUUCAUUCUUGUGGCUUAAUCCAAAAACUAAUUAAGCAUCAAUGGAAGUCACAACAAGUCCUAAUUUAUCUGUUCAUAUAGAUGGCCAUAAUGACAUUUUCACGUGUGAUAUUCGUGCUGAUGAAAAAUCUACAAGUACUGACAUGUUCAAAAUUUUGGGCUGCAAUCAUUCUUAUUGCAAAAUUUGCAUGGCUAACUAUAUAACCUCAAAACUCAAAGAGAACAUCUCUCAAAUAUCGUGCCCCGGUAUGGAGUGUAACACACAAUUAGAACCGCAUAAUUGUCGUUUGAUUUUGCCUAAUGAUGUGUUCGAUAAGUGGGGAGACACGUUGUGUGAAUCAAUGAUUUUGGUGUCCGAGAAGUUUUAUUGUCCGUUUAAGGAUUGUUCAGCGAUUUUAAUUGAUGAAUGCCCGGGCGAAAAUAUGAUUAUUACUCAAUUGGAAUGCCCAGAAUGUAGAAGGUUGUUUUGUGCAAAGUGUAAAGUUCCUUGGCAUUCAGGAUUUGCGUGUGAAGAAUUUGAGAAGUUGAACAAGGAUGAAAGGGAAAUAGAAGGUAUACAACUUAUGCAACUUUCUGAGAAUCAAGAAUGGCAAAGAUGUCCAAGUUGUAGGAUGUAUGUUGGGAGAUCAGAAGGUUGUGCACAAAUGAGAUGCGGGUUCGUUUUUAGUCCAUGUGAUUUUUUUUCUAAAAUAUUCUAUUUGUCUUGGAAUUUUGUAGGGUGAAACAUUCUUAUCACCUUUGACUGAUUUGUGUAUAUAGGGCAAAGAAAAUUUUGCGACACAUUUUAGCACCUUUGAUGAUUUAUAUAUGUAGGGAAAAAAAAUCUUUUGUUGUGUCCGAGCAGUCUUAACGUCCUUAUUGAGAGUCAUUUUGUGAGACGUCUAACUAGUCGUCUAUGAGAGUCGCUCUGCUAGACGUCUAUCGUCCUCGUUGAGAGUCGCUUUGUGUAUAUAGGGCAAAAGAUCUUUCUUUUUCUUUUUUUCCG
Molecule: messenger RNA, 1474 nt
Organism: Lycium barbarum (goji berry)
Lineage: Eukaryota; Viridiplantae; Streptophyta; Magnoliopsida; Solanales; Solanaceae
Product: E3 ubiquitin-protein ligase RSL1-like
Exons: 1
Coding region: 531-1211 (226 amino acids)
Biological process (GO): protein polyubiquitination; ubiquitin-dependent protein catabolic process; positive regulation of proteasomal ubiquitin-dependent protein catabolic process
Cellular component (GO): cytoplasm; ubiquitin ligase complex
Molecular function (GO): zinc ion binding; ubiquitin protein ligase activity; ubiquitin conjugating enzyme binding
Source: RefSeq, a predicted model, not a curated record